Molecule: messenger RNA, 6715 nt
Organism: Melozone crissalis (California towhee)
Lineage: Eukaryota; Metazoa; Chordata; Aves; Passeriformes; Passerellidae
Gene: RFX5
Product: regulatory factor X5
Exons: 15
Coding region: 41-6715 (2224 amino acids)
Biological process (GO): regulation of transcription by RNA polymerase II
Molecular function (GO): DNA-binding transcription factor activity, RNA polymerase II-specific; RNA polymerase II cis-regulatory region sequence-specific DNA binding
Source: RefSeq, a predicted model, not a curated record
CCCCCGAGCCGGACGGGACCAGGACACACACAGGGCUGCCAUGGCUGAGGAGGAGGAGCUGGGCACCAGGGCCACCAGGAGGGGCCCUCUGUCAGCUGGCAGUGCCCGGGGCAGUGCCACCGAGUCCAGCACGCUGCUGCAGGAGCUCCGCAGCAACAUCUCCAAAUCCGUGCAGAGCAAGGUGGACUCCAUCCUGCAGGACGUGCAGAAGUUCUCGGACAGCGACAAACUCUACCUGUACCUGCAGCUGCCCUCAGGGCCCAGCCUGGGCGAGAAGAGCAGCAGCGGCAGCUCCUCCUCGCUGGAGCUGAGCACGCUGGGCACGGCCGAGCACAUGCACGCCUGCAGCUGGAUCCGCAACCACCUGGAGGAGCACACGGACACCUGCCUGCCCAAGCAGGACGUCUACGACGCCUACAAGCGUUACUGUGACAACCUGGGCUGCCGCCCGCUGAGCACAGCCAACUUUGGCAAGAUCAUCCGCGAGAUCUUCCCAAACAUCAAAGCCCGGCGCCUGGGGGGCCGCGGCCAGUCCAAGUACUGCUACGGGGGGAUCCGGAGGAAGACCGUGGUCAGCCUUCCUCCCCUGCCCAGCCUGGACCUCAAAGUGACCGAGACGCAGGCGGAGCUGGCCGAGCUGGCGCACUCGUACAGCGCCGAGGUGACGGAGGCCGCGUGUGCCCUGACGUGUGACUGGGCUGAGAAGAUCCUGCGGCGCUCCUUCAACAACAUCGUGGAGGUGGCGCAGUUCCUGCUGCAGCAGCACAUCAUCAGCCCCCGCUCGGCCCACGCCGACCUGCUCAUGGCCAUGGUGCUCUCAGAAAACACGGACAAGCCCCCCCAGGACCCCCGGCCACCCUCAGCCCCCAAGAAGAACGGCCCGGACCCCUCGGACAGCAGCCAGGAGCAGGCCAAGAAGGACGCUGUCGCCAAGGUGCCCGCGCAGCCGCGGCCGGAGAAGAAGAAGGCGGAGGCGGCGCGGGCGGGCAGCAGCCCGCAGGUGAGCGCGCUGGUGGCGCGGCUGCCGCUGCUGCUGCCCCGCAUCCCGGCCCCGCAGCGCCCGCCCGUGCCCGCCGCGGCGCCCGCGCCGCCCGUGCUGGUGCCGCGGCCCGCGGGCACCGUGAAGGUGGCGCUGCCGCUGCCCGUGGGCGCCGCCGCCAUCCCCGUGCUCAACGUGCUGCUGCCCGGCGUGGGCGUGCCCGCGGCCGAGGCGCCCAGGGACGCCGAGGGGCAGCAGCCGCAGCAGCCGCAGCAGCCGCGCGGCCGCGCCGCCAAGCGCGCUCCCGAGGGCGCGGCCGCGGACGGCAGCGCGCGCAAGCGGCGGCGCGGGAGGCCCCGCAAGCGGCCGGGGGACGGCGCCGCGUCACCCGAGCGGCCCGAGGGGGCCCGGGGGGAGGACGGAGGGGACUCGGCCCCGGGGGCGUCGCCCGGGGCUGGCGGUGCCGCCGUGCCCGGCGGGGACGGGGCGGGGGGCGGCGGUGCUGCUGAGGAUGCCGGGGACAGCAUGGAGGUGGACAGUGACACGGUGACUGGUGGGGACAGCCCGGGCAGUGGCAGUGCCACCGUCCCCCUUGGGGACAAUGGCAGUGCCACUGCCACGCUUAGUGACAGCCUGGUCAAUGGCAGUGCCACUGUCCCUGUUAGUGACAGCCUGGUCAAUGGCAGUGCCACUGCCACGCUUAGUGACAGCCUGGUCAAUGGCAGUGCCACUGUCCCUGUUAGUGACACCACAGUCAAUGGCAGUGCCACUGUCCCCCUUAGUGACACCACAGUCAAUGGCAGUGCCACUGUCCCCGUUAGUGACAGCCUGGUCAAUGGCAGUGCCACUGUCCCUGUUAGUGACACCACAGUCAAUGGCAGUGCCACUGUCCCUGUUAGUGACAGCCUGGUCAAUGGCAGUGCCACUGUCCCCCUUAGUGACAGCCUGGUCAAUGGCAGUGCCACUGUCCCUGUUAGUGACACCACAGUCAAUGGCAAUGCCACUGUCCCCCUUAGUGACACCACAGUCAAUGGCAGUGCCACUGUCCCUGUUAGUGACACCACAGUCAAUGGCAGUGCCACUGUCCCUGUUAGUGACAGCCUGGUCAAUGGCAGUGCCACUGUCCCCCCUGGGGACAGUGCAGUCAAUGGCAGUGCCACUGUCCCCCUUAGUGACAGCCUGGCUGGGGGCAGUGUCACUGUCCCCCUUAGUGACAACUCAGUCAAUGGCAGUGCCACUGUCCCCCCUGGGGACAUCCCAGUCAAUGGCAGUGCCACUGUCCCCCUUAGUGACAACUCAGUUAGUGCCAGCAUCCUACUCAGUGACAGUGCAGUCAAUGGCAGUGCCACUGUCCCCGUUAGUGACAGCUCAGUCAAUGACAGUGCCACUGUCCCCGUUAGUGACAGCCUGGUCAGUGUCAGUGCCAUUGUCCCCCCUGGGGACAGUGCAGUCAAUGGCAGUGCCACUGUCCCUAAUGGGGACGGCCCGGUCAAUGGCACUGACACUGUUCCCCUUGGGGACAGCGCAGUCAGUGUCAGUGCCAGUGUCCCCCUUAGUGACAUCCUGGUCAGUGGCAAUGACACUGUCCCCCCUGGGGACAGCUCCGUCAGUGGCAGUGCCACCACUCCCCUUGGGGACAGCCCAGUCAGUGGCAGCAUCCCUGGUGAUGGCUCUGCUGCUGGUGGCAGUGCCACCGUCCCCCUUAGUGACAGCCCAGCUGGGGGAAGUGCUGCCACCCACCUUGGGGACAGCCCGCUCAGUGGCAGUGCCACCGUCCCCCUUAGUGACAGCUCAGUCAGUGCCACUGUCCCCCUUGGGGACAGCCCGCUCAGUGGCAGUGCCAGCUCCCCCAGUUGUGGCUCUCCUGGUGGUGGCAGUGCCACUGUCCCUGUCAGCGACAAUGCCACCACUGGGGACAGGCCGGUCACUGUCAGGGCCACCAGCCCUGUCAGGGACAGCCCAGCCAGGGUUGAUGACUCUGGGGACAGGCCGGUCACUGGCAGUGCCACCACUGGGGACAGGCCUGUCACCAGCAGUGCCACCGUCCCUGUCAGGGACAGCUCACCCAGAGCCAAUGGCAGUGUUGGGGACAGGCCGGUCACCAGGAGUGCCACCAUUCCCAGCAGGGACAGCCCAGCUGGUGGCAGUGCCACUGUCCCUGUCAAGGCCAGUCCAUCCAGGGGCCGUGCCACCAGUGGGGACAGGCCAGUCAGUGGUGCCACUGUCCCUGUCAGGGACAAGCCAGUCCCUGGCAGUGCCACUGUCCCUAGGAGGGACAGCUCACCCAGAGCCAGUGCCAGUGGGGACAGGUCGGUUACUAGAAGUGCCACUGUCCCCACAGCUGGUGGCAGUGCCACCGUUCCUGUCAAGGACAGCUCACCCAGGGCCAGUGCCACCAUAGGGGACAGGCCAGUCACCAGGAGCGCCACUGUCCCUGUCAGGGACAGCCCAGCUGGUGGCAGUGGCACCACACCAGUCAAGGACAAUCGGGCCAGGGGCAGUGCCACCACUGGGGACAGCUUAUCCCGGGGCAGUGCCACCGUCCCUGUCAGGGACAGCUCAGCCAGGGCCAGUGCCACCACAGGGGACAGGCCGGUCACCAGGAGUGCCACCAUUCCCAGCAGGGACAGCCCAGCUGGUGGCAGUGCCCCCGUCCCUGUCAGGGACAGCUCAGCCAGGGCCAGUGCCACCACUGGGGACAGGCCGGUCAGUGGUGCCACUGUCCCUGUCAGGGACAAGCCUGUCACUGGCAGUGCCACCGUCCCUGUCAGGGACAGCUCACCCAGAGCCAGUGGCAGUGUUGGGGACAGGCCGGUCACCAGGAGUGCCACCAUUCCCAGCAGGGACAGCCCAGCUGGUGGCAGUGCCACCGUCCCUGUCAGGGACAGCUCAGCCAGGGCCAGUGCCACCACUGGGGACAGGCCGGUGAGGAGCAGUGCCACCCCUGGGGACAGGCUGAGCAGGGGCAGUGCCACCCCUGGGGACAGGCCAGGGAGGAGCAGUGCCACCAUCCCUGUCAGGGACAGGUCACCCAGAGACAGUGCCACCACUGGGGACAGGCCAGGCAGGGGCAGUGCCACCGUCCCCAUCAGGGACAGGUCACCCAGAGACAGUGGCAGCGGGGACAGGCCGGGCAGGAGCAGUGCCACCGUCCCUGUCAGGGACAGGCCAGGUAGGGGCAGUGGCAGUGUCCCCAGCAGGGACAGGUCACCCAGAGACAGUGCCACCACUGGGGACAGGCCAGUCUCUGGCAGUGCCACCACUGGGGACAGGCCAGGCAGGGGCAGUGGCAGUGUCCCCAUCAGGGACAGGUCACCCAGAGACAGUGCCACCAGUGGGGACAGGCCAGGCAGGGGCAGUGCCACCGUCCCUGUCGAGGACAGGCCAGGCAGGGGCAGUGGCACCAUCAGGGACAGGCUGGUCAGGGGCAGUGCCACUGUCCCCAUCAGGGACAGCUCAGACAGUGGCAGUGCCACUGUCCCUGUCAAGGACAGGUCGGCUAGAGCCAGUGGCACCACCGGGGACAGGUCAGUCAGGAGCAGUGCCACCAUCCCUGUCAGGGACAGCGCUGCCAGGGGCAGUGCCACCAUCCCUGCUAAGGACAGCUCAUCCAGGACCAGUGACAUUGGGGACAGGCCAGUUAGUGGCAGGGCCAUCAUCCCUGUCAGGGACAGCGCAGCCAGGGGCACUGCCACCCCUGGGGACAGGCUGGGCAGGGGCAGUGCCACCACUGGGGACAGCACAGCCAGGGGCAGUGCCACUGUCCCUGUCAGGGACAAGCUAGUGUCUGGCAGUGCCACCAUCGCUGUCAGGGACAGCUCACCAAGGGCCACUGCUGUUGGGGACAGGCCAGUGAGGAGCAGUGCCACCCCUGGGGACAGGUCAGCGAGGGGCAGUGCCACCCUUGGGGACAAGUCAGUCAGGGGCAGUGUCACCAUUGGGGACAGGUCAGUGAGGAGCAGUGCCACCAUCCCUGUCAGGGACAGGUCACCCAGAGACAGUGGCAGCGGGGACAGGCCAGGCAGGGGCAGUGCCACCAUCCCUGUCAGGGACAGGUCACCCAGAGACAAUGGCAGCGGGGACAGGCCGGGCAGGGGCAGUGCCACCGCUGGGGACAGGCCGGGCAGUGGCAGUGUCCCCAUCAGGGACAGGUCACCCAGGGCCAGUGGCAGCGGGCUCAGGCUGGUCAGGGACAGUGCCACCAUGCCCAUGAGGGACAGUGCCACCGUCCCCAUGAGGGACAGGUCACCCAGGGCCCCUGACCCUGGGGACAGGCCAGGCAGGAGCGGUGCCACUGUCCCUGCCAGGGACAGCCCAGCUGGGGGCAGUGGCACGGUCAGGGAUGUGCCAGUCUCUGGCAGUGCCACUGUCCCCAUCAGGGACAGGGACAGCCCAUCCAGGGGCACUGCCACUGUCCCUGUUGGGGACAGGCCGGUCAGUGGUGGUGGCACCGUAGGGGACAGGCUGGUCACUGGCACUGCCAUUGUCCCUGUUGGGGACAGGCUGGUCACUGACAGUGGCGCCAUUGGGGACAGGCUGGUCACUACCAGUGGCACCAGUGGGGACAGGCCGGUCAGUGGUGGUGGCACCGUUGGGGGCAGGCUGCUCACUGCCAGUGGCACCGUUGGGGACAGGGCGGUCAGUGACAGUGGCACCGCUGGGGACAGGCUGCUCACUGACAGUGGCACCCCUCCUGGCAGGGACUGUCCCUCCAGGGGCAGUGGCACUCCUGGGGACAGGCCGGUCCCUGGCAGUGCCACUGUCCCCGUCAGGGACAGCCUAUCCAGGGGCACUGCCACCAUCGUGGACACGCCCGUCACCGGCAGUGCCACCGUCCCUGUGGGUGACAUCCCCUUCUGGGCCUGGGGCACCGCUGGGGACAGCGCGGGCGCUGGCAGCGCCACCUUCCCCGUCAGGGACUGCCCGUCGCGGGGCACCGCCGCCAUCGUGGACGCGCUGGUGACCCUGAGCGGCACCGUGGUGGACAGGAGGAUCCUGGGCAGCGUCACCGUCCCUGUCAGGGCCAGCCUGUCCCGGGGCACUGCCACCAUCGUGGACACGCCCGUGUUCGUCAGUGCCACCGUCCUCGUUGGGGACUCCAUCCCCAGGGUCACCGCCACCAUCGUGGAGUCCAGGGUGCCCAGCCAUGCCAUCCUCCCCCUCGGGGACACGCUGGCCUGUGGCAGUGCCACCAUCCCUGUCAGGGAGUGCCUGUCUGGGGACGGUGCCACCGUCCCUGUCAGGGAGUGCCCAUCCAGGGACAGUGCCACCCUCCCUGUUGGAGCCGGGUCAGUGGGUGGCAGUGCCACCAUCCCUGUCAGGGAGUGCCCAUCCAGGGGCAGUGCCACCCUUGGGGACAGCAGGCACGUCACUGGCAGUCCCCCUAUCAUGGACACACCGGUCAGUGGCAGUGCCACCAUCCCUGUCAGGGACUGCCCGUCCAGGGGCAGUGCCACCCGUGGUGACAGCGACACCCGAGGCGAUUUUGCCCCGAAAUCGCCGAUUUUGGUAAACGAGGAACCCGCGGGGCGCCUUGGGCUGCUUCCCUAUGGAGACCACGCCCCCAAGCACACAGCCGCCGCCGGUGCCCGGGAUGAGCCGCCCGCGCCGGCCGCAGGGCCGGGCCGGCCGAGCGGAGCCUCGCGGGAUGGGAUCGCUCCAGUUUAUUUCCCAACCUUUGGGAAAAACAAAAACUUGGAAAACCUCAGAAAUUGGGGAUUUGUGUACGGAGUGUGA